Molecule: messenger RNA, 2309 nt
Organism: Rosa rugosa (rugosa rose)
Lineage: Eukaryota; Viridiplantae; Streptophyta; Magnoliopsida; Rosales; Rosaceae
Product: folate synthesis bifunctional protein, mitochondrial-like
Exons: 4
Coding region: 724-2262 (512 amino acids)
Biological process (GO): tetrahydrofolate biosynthetic process
Molecular function (GO): dihydropteroate synthase activity; 2-amino-4-hydroxy-6-hydroxymethyldihydropteridine diphosphokinase activity
Source: RefSeq, a predicted model, not a curated record
AAACGGUUCCUCCUGUCGGACUCCCUUAUUCAUGGAUAAAGAGAAAUGGAGAUAACCCCAAGCAAUUCUGACUCUGGCGGAGGCCUCGAAGUUUACACCUUUCUGGAUUCAAUCAAAAUUGACAACCAACAACUUGAAAGACCAAGGCAACUUGCAGCGGGGUUUAAAUCCCAUGACUCGGCACCAUAUGUGCAGAUUCAAUUGCACCCAAUUCAGUAAGAGAAAAUAAACUCACGCAAGAGGAAUGCCAUGCCUUCAGAAUGUGAUCAUUUUGACCCUCUCUCCCCCUCCUUUUAGAAACUGCAUCAUCUUGGACUGGACAAACUCAUCUAUCUCUGCUAUCCAUCGAACACAUUACAGAUCUGGGAUUAAACUUUGUCGUCUCGUCUGGUGUGAAUGUCAGAAAUAGAAUAGGAGAGCAGGUCACCCGGUUAACAAUUUAGAUUUCAGACUUGAUAUCCAACGUUCCAAAAUAAGCUGACGUGCCCGAGCAUGGAAGAAUUUCGGUGAAAUCCGAAGAUCUACCAAGGAAGCCCAAAAGCGGUCCUACUCUAUUAAACUAAAGGGCCCAUCUCGACCGUUCACCUCUUCAUCUUCAUCAGAACGCCACCCAAUCUCUGCUCUUGUUCACCAAACGUGGCCGCCGUGGUCGUUGUUGAUGGAGAGACUUUGGAGGGAAGCAUAUUGAUUGCCACUUCACCUUGAAGCUUAGCCUCUGCUAACAUGCAUAUAUUCAAGCAGCUUCUGCCCGACAUAAGUCGAUUAAAUGGUGGCAAAAAGUAUUUUCAAGCAUCAUGUUUUGCCUUUAUACAUUCAAGCCCAAACUCCCCAGUAGAAGUCCAUUCUCAAGAUCAGGAAGUAGUGAUUGCUUUGGGAAGCAAUGUGGGUGACAGACUACAUAAUUUCAACGAAGCCUUGCAGUUAAUGAAAAAAUCAGGCGUGCAAAUAACAAGACAUGGCUGUUUGUAUGAGACAGCACCAGCCUACGUAACUGAUCAGCCUAACUUUUUAAACUCUGCAGUUAGAGCGGUUACAAAACUUGGGCCUCAUGAGCUAUUAGGAGCACUGAAGAAAAUUGAAAAGGACAUGGGUCGUACCCAAGGUAUAAGGUAUGGUCCCAGGCCUAUUGACUUGGAUAUAUUGUUUUACGGAAAGUUAAGAGUCAGAUCUGAGAUUCUUACAAUCCCUCAUGAAAGAAUUUGGGAAAGACCGUUUGUAAUAGCCCCAUUAAUGGAUUUGCUGGGAUCAGCUAUUGAUAGUGAUGUAGUUGCUUGUUGGCAUUCUUUCUCCAUGCAUUCUGGUGGGCUUUUUGAGUCUUGGGUGAAGUUGGGCGGUGAUUCCCUCAUUGGAAAAGAAGGUCUCAAGAGAGUUUUGCCCAUUAGAAAUGGCUUGUGGGACUGGUCAAUGAAAACCUCAGUCAUGGGAAUCCUUAAUCUGACUCCAGAUAGUUUUAGUGAUGGAGGAAAAUUUGAGUCUGUGGAGGCAGCGGUUUCUCAGGUUCGAUUGAUGAUUUCAGAAGGGGCAGAUAUGAUUGAUAUUGGUGCACAGUCAACGCGGCCAAUGGCUUCUAGAAUUUCAGUUGAACAAGAAUUGGAUAGACUAAUCCCAGUCCUAGAAGCAGUUGUUAGGAUGCCUGAAGUAGAGGGCAAGCUUAUAUCUGUGGAUACAUUUUAUUCAGAAGUUGCUUCUGAAGCAGUUAGUAAAGGGGCUCAUAUUGUAAAUGAUGUAUCUGCUGGUCAGUUGGACUCUAACAUGCUUAAUGUUGUUGCAGGCCUUAGGGUACCUUACAUUGCAAUGCACAUGAGGGGGGAUCCUUCUACAAUGCAGAACAGUGAAAACCUUCAAUAUGAUGAUGUUUGUAAGCAGGUUGCCUCCGAGCUAUUAUUGAGGGUGAGAGAUGCAGAAGUAUUAGGUAUCCCAGCUUGGAGGAUAAUCAUUGACCCUGGAAUUGGAUUUUCAAAGAAUACUGAACAGAAUCUGGAUAUCUUAAUGGGGUUACCAAAUAUUCAAGAGGAAAUUGGGAGGAAAAGUUUGGCAUUAUCUCAUGCACCCAUAAUGAUCGGAUCUUCGAGAAAGAAAUUCUUAGGUGAAAUAUGUAAUCGCAAGGCUGCGAUUGAGAGGGAUCCUGCUACUGUUGCUUCGGUCACUGCUGGAGUUUUGGGUGGAGCAAAUAUUGUAAGAGUGCACAAUGUGAGGGAUAAUCUAGAUGCUGUGAAGCUAUGUGAUGCUAUGCUGCGACGGAAGAGAUCUUUUCCUCAAUAAGCAUAAGUUUUUUUUAUCUCUUCAGUAAAGGGUGCUAUUGGUAUUUC